AGCGUAAUAUUUAGAACAUAUAUUAGUCUUAAAAUUUGGACACAAACAAAACCAAAUAAUCAUCACUAGCCAUGCUGAUGAGCUCCACCGCAUCAUCUUUCUUUUCUUCAAAACCUCUUCCCCUUCACAGGAUUCCCACUCUAUCUCGUCCCCAGCUAAUCUCCACUCAACAUGCUAACAUUUUCACCUCUAGCAGCAAGGCAUGGGCUACAAAGACCACGAUCAAAGCCUCCUCAUCAGAAAAUCAAACGGUCACCGUUGCACCAUCCGUGGAAUCUGCAUCAGAUGUCGUCAGGAGCUUCUAUGAUGGAAUCAACGGCCACGAUUUGGACUCCGUGGAGGAGCUUAUUGCCGAGAAUUGUGUGUACGAGGACCUUAUCUUUCCUCGUCCAUUCGUUGGUCGUAAGGCAAUACUGGAGUUCUUCAACAAGUUCAUUGAUACUGUAAGCAAAGACCUCCAGUUUGUGAUUGAUGAUAUCUCUAACGAGGAUUCCUUUGCGGUCGGAGUUACAUGGCAUUUAGAAUGGAAGGGCAAGUCUUUCCCAUUUAGCAAAGGAUGCAGCUUUUAUCGGCUAGAUGCUGUGAAUGGCAAGAGGCAAAUAAUUUAUGGACGAGACAGUGUUGAGCCUGCAGUCAAGCCUGGGGAGGCAGCUUUGGUUGCUAUCAGGGGUGUAACUUGGCUGCUGCAGCGAUUUCCGCAAUUAGCAGACCAGCUGUGAUGAAAGCCUGUGCAUAGAUGAAAGAUAUCAUCCUCUGAAACCAUACCAUCAUUUUCUUUUCAUUUUAAAUGACGAGAGCAAAUCAUUAUGAUUUUGUUUGUCAAAUGUAUAUUCAACUUGGUAAAUCCUAUUUUUAUAAUUGCUAUUCUACAAGUGGAACCAGUUUAUUUA
Molecule: messenger RNA, 890 nt
Organism: Populus nigra (black poplar)
Lineage: Eukaryota; Viridiplantae; Streptophyta; Magnoliopsida; Malpighiales; Salicaceae
Exons: 5
Coding region: 72-719 (215 amino acids)
Source: RefSeq, a predicted model, not a curated record